CGCGAGUGGGGCCGGUGUGGGGCUCGGGGGCGCGUCCACGUGGCUGGCAGGCGGCCACCCGGAGCCAGCGGCAGCGGAGGGACCGGUAGGCCUGUCCUCGGGCGCAGCUGGCGGCCAUGCCUGCUGUCUGCCUCCUCUUGCUGGUCCUCCUUGCCGUGGGGGGGGCCCUGGGCAGCGGCAGGCCCUUCCCUGCCUUCUCGGUGACAGACACGACGCUCACACACCUGGCUGUGCACCGGGUGACCGGGGAGGUGUUCGUGGGUGCGGUGAACCGCGUCUUCAAGCUGGCCCCCAAUCUGACUGAGCUGCGGGCGCACGUCACAGGGCCUGUUGAGGACAAUGCUCGCUGCUACCCACCUCCCAGCAUGCGAGUGUGUGCCCACCGCCUAGCACCUGUCGACAACGUGAACAAGCUGCUGCUCAUAGACUAUGCGGCCCGCCGCCUGGUGGCCUGCGGCAGCAUCUGGCAAGGCAUCUGCCAGUUCUUGCGCCUGGACGACCUCUUCAAGCUGGGUGAGCCGCACCACCGCAAGGAGCACUACCUGUCGGGAGCCCAGGAGCCUGACUCCAUGGCCGGCGUCAUUGUGGAGCAGGCUCGGGGGCCCAGCAAGCUGUUCGUGGGCACGGCCGUGGACGGCAAGUCUGAGUACUUCCCCACCCUCAGCUCGCGCAAGCUCAUCAGCGACGAGGACGGGGCCGACAUGUUCAGUCUGGUGUACCAGGACGAAUUCGUCUCCUCGCAGAUCAAGAUCCCCUCAGACACGCUGUCCCUGUACCCCGCCUUUGACAUCUACUACAUCUACGGCUUUGUGAGCGCCUCCUUUGUGUACUUCCUGACGCUGCAGCUGGACACCCAGCAGACACUGCUCGACACGGCGGGCGAGAAAUUCUUCACGUCCAAGAUCGUGCGCAUGUGCGCUGGGGACUCGGAGUUCUACUCGUACGUGGAGUUCCCCAUCGGCUGCUCCUGGCGAGGCGUGGAGUACCGCCUGGUGCAGAGCGCCCACCUGGCCAAGCCCGGCCUGCUGCUGGCCCAGGCCCUGGGCGUGCCGCCCGACGAGGACGUCCUCUUCACGGUCUUCUCUCAGGGCCAGAAGAACCGGGCCAGCCCGCCGCGGCAGACCGUCCUCUGCCUCUUCACCCUCAGCAACAUCAACGCCCACAUCCGGCGCCGCAUCCAGUCCUGCUACCGGGGGGAGGGCACGCUGGCCCUGCCCUGGCUGCUGAACAAGGAGCUGCCCUGCAUCAACACUCCCAUGCAGAUAAACGGAAACUUCUGCGGGCUGGUGUUGAACCAGCCACUGGGUGGCCUACACGUGAUCGAGGGGCUGCCCCUGCUGGCUGACAGCAGCGAUGGUAUGGCCAGCGUGGCCGCCUACACCUACCGCCGGCACUCUGUGGUCUUCAUUGGCACUCGUACCGGCAGUCUGAAGAAGGUCCGGGUUGACGGCUCCCAGUAUGCCCACCUGUACGAGACGGUGCCCGUGGUGGAUGGCAGCCCCAUCCUUCGAGACCUGCUCUUCAGCCCCGACCACCGGCACAUCUACCUCCUGAGUGAGAAGCAGGUGAGCCAGCUCCCGGUGGAGACGUGCGAGCAGUACAUGAGCUGCGCGGCCUGCCUCGGCUCGGGGGACCCGCACUGCGGUUGGUGUGUGUUGCAGCACAGAUGCUGCCGUGAAGGAGCCUGUCCGGGUGCUUCCGCCCCCCAUGGCUUCGCCGAGGAGCUGAGCAAGUGUGUCCAGGUGCGGGUCCGGCCCAACAAUGUUUCAGUGACAUCACCCGGGGUGCAGCUGACCGUGGCCGUGCGCAACGUGCCAGACCUCAGCGUCGGCGUGAGCUGUACCUUUGAGGAGGUGGCGGAGAGUGAGGCCGUCCUGCUGCCCUCCGGGGAGUUGCAGUGCCCAUCGCCCUCCCUCCGGGAGCUACGGGCUCUCACCAGGGGGCACGGGGCCACGCGCACUGUGCGGCUGCAGCUGCUGUCCAAGGAGACUGGCGUGAAGUUUGCCGGGGUCGACUUCGUCUUCUACAACUGCAGCGUACUCCGGUCGUGCAUGUCCUGCGUCGGCAGCCCGUACCCCUGCCGCUGGUGUAAGUACCGCCACGUGUGCGCCAGCCACCCCCGAGAGUGCUCCUUCCAGGAGGGCAGGGUCCACGGCCCCGAGGGCUGCCCUGAGAUCCUGCCCGGCGGGGACCUCUUGAUCCCAGUCGGCGUCAUGCAGCCCCUGACCCUGCGGGCCAAGAACCUGCCGCAGCCGCAGUCGGGCCAGAAGAACUACGAGUGUGUGGUCCGCGUGCAGGGGCGGCAGCAACGGGUGCCGGCCGUGCGCUUCAAUAGCAGCAGCGUGCAGUGCCAGAACGCGUCGUACUCCUACGAAGGCGACGAGUACGGUGACACCGAGCUGGACUUCUCCGUGGUCUGGGAUGGCGAUUUCGCCAUCGACAAGCCCGCCACCUUCCGAGCUCUCCUGUACAAGUGCUGGGCACGGCGGCCCAGCUGCGGCCUCUGCCUCAAGGCUGACCCUCGCUUCAACUGCGGCUGGUGCGUCUCGGAGCACAGGUGCCAGCUGCGGGCCCACUGCCCGGCCCCCAAGACCAACUGGAUGCACCCGAGCCAGAAGGGCGCCCGCUGCAGCCACCCUCGCAUCGCCCAGAUCCACCCGCUCAUGGGGCCCAAGGAGGGAGGCACUCGGGUCACCAUCGUGGGUGAGAACCUGGGCCUCAGCUACCGGGACGUGGGCCUGCGGGUCGCAGGUGUGCGCUGCAACCCCAUCCCCUCCGAGUACGUCAGCGCCGAGAGGAUCGUGUGUGAGAUGGGGGAGUCGCUGGUGCCCAGCCCACCGCCGGGGCCCGCGGAGCUCUGUGUGGGCGACUGUUCUGCUGACUUCCGCACACAGUCCGAACAGCUCUACAGUUUUGUGACACCAGCGUUUGACCGCGUAAGUCCCGGUCGGGGCCCGGCUUCCGGGGGCACACGGCUCACCAUCUCCGGGAGCUCUCUGGAUGCCGGCAGCAGGGUCACAGUGACUGUGAGAGAUGGCGAGUGCCAGUUCGUGAGGAGAGACGCCGAGACAAUCGUGUGUAUCUCGCCCGUGUCCACCCUGGGCCCCAGCCAGGCCCCCAUCACCCUGGCCAUCGACCGUGCCAACAUUUCUAGUCCCGGCGUCUUCUACACCUACACCCAGGACCCUACGGUCACUCGCCUUGAGCCCACCUGGAGCAUCAUCAAUGGAAGCACUGCCAUCACUGUGAGUGGGACCCACCUACUGACCGUCCAGGAGCCCCGGGUCCGGGCCAAGUACCGAGGCAUCGAGACCACCAACACAUGCCAGGUGAUCAACGAUACCGCCAUGCUGUGUAAGGCCCCCGGCAUCUUCCUGGGACGGCCUCAGCCACAGGCCCAGGGUGAACACCCUGAUGAGUUUGGCUUCCUGCUGGAUCAUGUGCAGACGGCCCGCUCCCUCAACCGGUCCUCCUUCACCUACUACCCUGAUCCCAGCUUCGAGCCACUGGGACCCUCCGGUGUCCUGGAUGUCAAGCCUGGCUCCCACGUAGUGCUGAAGGGCAAGAAUCUGAUCCCCGCAGCAGCUGGCAGCUCCCGCCUCAACUACACGGUGCUGAUCGGGGGGCAGCCGUGUGCGCUCACUGUCUCCGACACACAGCUCCUGUGCGACUCACCUAGCCAGACGGGCCGGCAGCCUGUCAUGGUACUGGUAGGUGGCCUGGAGUUCUGGCUGGGUACCCUGCACAUCACGGCCGAGCGGGCGCUGACUCUGCCGGCCAUGGUGGGCCUGGCGGUGGGCGGCGGGCUCUUGCUGCUGGCCAUCACCGCUGUGCUGGUCGCCUAUAAGCGCAAGACUCAGGAUGCAGACCGCACGCUCAAGCGGCUUCAGCUACAGAUGGACAACUUGGAGUCCCGCGUGGCUCUGGAAUGCAAGGAAGCCUUUGCUGAGCUGCAGACGGAUAUCAAUGAGCUGACCAACCACAUGGACGGGGUGCAGAUCCCUUUCCUGGACUACCGGACCUAUGCCGUUCGCGUGCUCUUCCCGGGCAUUGAGGCCCAUCCGGUGCUCAAGGAGCUGGAUACUCCCCCCAACGUCGAGAAGGCCCUGCGCCUCUUUGGACAGCUGCUGCACAGCCGCGCCUUCGUGCUCACCUUCAUCCACACGCUGGAGGCCCAGAGCAGCUUUUCCAUGCGCGACCGUGGUACCGUGGCCUCGCUCACCAUGGUGGUCCUGCACAGCCGCCUCGAUUACGCCACGGGGCUGCUCAAGCAGCUGCUGGCGGACCUCAUAGAGAAGAACCUGGAGAGCAAGAACCACCCCAAGCUGCUUCUGCGCAGGACCGAGUCGGUGGCUGAGAAGAUGCUUACCAACUGGUUCACAUUCCUGCUGCACAAGUUUCUGAAGGAGUGUGCCGGGGAGCCGCUGUUUCUGCUCUACUGCGCCAUCAAGCAGCAGAUGGAGAAGGGCCCCAUCGAUGCCAUCACGGGCGAGGCCCGCUACUCCCUGAGCGAAGACAAGCUCAUCCGGCAGCAGAUCGACUACAAGACGCUGACCCUGCACUGCGUGUUCCCGGAGAGCGAGGGCAGCACUCAGGUCCCAGUGAAGGUUCUCAACUGCGACAGCGUCACCCAAGCCAAAGAUAAGCUGCUGGACGCUGUGUACAAGGGCGUCCCAUACUCGCAGCGCCCCAAAGCCGAAGACAUGGACCUAGAAUGGCGCCAGGGCCGUAUGGCCCGAAUCAUCCUCCAGGAUGAGGACGUCACCACGAAGAUUGAGUGUGACUGGAAGAGGGUCAACUCAUUGGCCCACUAUCAGGUGACAGAUGGCUCCUUGGUGGCACUGGUGCCCAAACAAGUGUGUGCCUAUAACAUGGCCAGCUCCUUUACCUUCACCCGCUCGCUCAGCCGCUACGAGAGCUUGCUGCGCACAGCCAGCAGCCCCGACAGCCUCCGUUCUCGGGCACCCAUGAUCACGCCUGACCAGGAGACUGGCACCAAGCUGUGGCACCUGGUGAAGAACCACGACCAUGCUGACCACCGCGAGGGGGACCGCGGCAGCAAGAUGGUCUCAGAGAUCUACCUGACUCGACUCCUGGCCACCAAGGGCACGCUGCAGAAGUUUGUGGAUGACCUCUUCGAGACCGUGUUCAGCACGGCUCACCGAGGUUCAGCCCUGCCCCUGGCCAUCAAGUACAUGUUCGACUUCCUGGAUGAGCAGGCCGACCGGCGCCAGAUCAGCGACCCUGACGUGCGCCACACCUGGAAGAGCAACUGCCUGCCCCUGCGCUUCUGGGUAAACGUGAUCAAGAACCCCCAGUUUGUGUUCGACAUCCACAAGAACAGCAUCACGGACGCCUGCCUGUCAGUGGUGGCCCAGACUUUCAUGGACUCCUGCUCCACAUCUGAACAUCGCCUGGGCAAGGACUCGCCGUCCAACAAGCUGCUCUAUGCCAAGGACAUCCCCAACUACAAGAGCUGGGUGGAGAGGUACUACCGGGACAUUGCAAAGAUGGCAUCCAUCAGCGACCAGGACAUGGACGCCUACCUGGUGGAGCAGUCCCGUCUGCAUGCCAGUGACUUCAACAUCUUAAGCGCGCUCAGUGAACUCUAUUUCUAUGUCACCAAGUACCGCCAGGAGGUGCGUGCCAGUCUCGCGGGCCCCCAGUCGUUAGGCCCUGAUGGUGCGGUCAGUGGCAAACACGGGGGGGGCCCUGUGAGGGUGAAGGGCACUAGAGGGUGGUGGAGGGGACAGAGGGGGCACGGACCCCAUCUCUUAGAUCGCUCGCAGCGCCUCCCCUAUUCAGCCCCCAGGCUAGCACAGGUGAUGCUUUGCAGAGAUGCUGGGAUUUGAGGGGGCUAGGAGAGAAGCCACUGGCCAGAGAACGAAAUUCUGCUCGGGCAAAAGUAAAGGUCCAGGGAAGGGGUGGGCUGACGGGCUAGGGUGGGGCCAGAAGGUAGGCAGGGCCAGCACCUUAUGCAGCCCAUGGGAUUGGUGACCCCACACUUCAGUAGACCGAGAACAUAGAGGUGUGGAUCUGAGAUCGUAUUAUUGCUGGAAGUAAGAACCCGUCAGCCAGGACAUGGCCCAGAAAGCUCUGAGCCUGGAUGAGCUCACCAAGGGCAGCCGAGAGCCAGUGUAGGGGUACAAGUGGCCCACGCACUGAGUCCUGGGGUCCUGGGACACUCAGAGGUGGCAGAGAAGACAGGGAGCCAGCAGUAGAGACUGAGGAGUGGAGGGAGGGACCCCAAGACUGCAGGGUGGCCUCCUGGAACAGGACACACACACACACACACACACACACACACACACACACCCCUGGGGCAGGAAGGGGGUGGUCAGGAGGGAGAAGAGUAUGAUUGGCUUCCUGGGGUGCUACUGAUGGUCAAGGGCAAUGAAGCCCUAGAAGGUUGCCGCAUUUGGCAAGGAGAUCCUGGAUACCAGCAAAGACAGGGUUGGAUGCAGGUCAGGAGGGGACGGGGAAGUUGG
Molecule: messenger RNA, 6488 nt
Organism: Herpailurus yagouaroundi (jaguarundi)
Lineage: Eukaryota; Metazoa; Chordata; Mammalia; Carnivora; Felidae
Gene: PLXNA3
Product: plexin A3
Exons: 32
Coding region: 117-5852 (1911 amino acids)
Biological process (GO): regulation of cell migration; semaphorin-plexin signaling pathway
Cellular component (GO): semaphorin receptor complex; plasma membrane
Molecular function (GO): semaphorin receptor activity; protein binding
Source: RefSeq, a predicted model, not a curated record